This is a messenger RNA of Vavraia culicis subsp. floridensis, 802 nucleotides long. RefSeq lists its product as uncharacterized. NCBI's taxonomy places the organism in Eukaryota, Fungi, Microsporidia, Pleistophoridae. Gene Ontology annotation, biological process: methylation. The transcript has a single exon. The coding region runs from base 67 to 594 and encodes 175 amino acids. Gene Ontology annotation, cellular component: eRF1 methyltransferase complex. Gene Ontology annotation, molecular function: S-adenosylmethionine-dependent methyltransferase activity; nucleic acid binding; protein methyltransferase activity. The record is from RefSeq and is a predicted model, not a curated record.
AGGAUACGUCUCAAUCAAAAAGAUUGAUUGUUAAAAUACGUUGAUCUAAAAACACUGCCCUUAUUGAUGGCACUGUUUUACCUGCCAAGCGAAGAUACAUACACUUUACUGGACACAAUGCGCGGCGAAGAACUGAAAGACAAGGUUAUUGUUGAGAUAGGUACAGGCUCGGCCACCAUUAUAAAUACAUUUCUCCGAUUCAACCAUUGUCUUGCUACCGACAUAAACCCGCAUGCACUACGGAAUGCUAAGUGUGAUGCAAUCCAGAGCAACCUGCUGAGUAAUCUUAGACAGACAGAAAUCGAUGUCAUAAUCUUCAACCCGCCAUACCUGAAUGAGCAGGUAGCACAGUGCGAGCAGAAAAAACCCUGCGAAAAGUGCUUGGAAAUUUGCAGCUAUGCCGGUGGUAAAGACGGAAGUGAGGUUAUCUGGCAGUUUCUGAAAGCCGUGCGUACAAAAGAGUUUUACUUGUUGGUCAUCAGGCUCAAUAAAAUCAACGUGGAACACAUACCUGGUUACGAUGUACGUGUCAUAAGGCAAAGAGCGAUACUGGGAGAAACAAUUUACAUCCUACACGGUGUAAGAAAGAACUGAAAGAAUGUUGUCGAUGGUUCUCACGGAUUUACUAAAACAAAGCUUGUAAUUUUUUGCAUACGUACUGUAGGACGUGUUGAUGUGAUAUUCGAUUGGUAAAAAGGAACGAGCAAUACUCAUAUAUGUCAUUUUCAAACGCAUUUCGCUGCUAACACACAUUAAAAGGUGCUAAAUUGUAGAAAUCAUUAUUUCUCGUACCAAUGAUUUG